Molecule: messenger RNA, 2886 nt
Organism: Odocoileus virginianus texanus
Lineage: Eukaryota; Metazoa; Chordata; Mammalia; Artiodactyla; Cervidae
Source: RefSeq, a predicted model, not a curated record
CACAUGACGACGGCCUGGCUUCCAGGAAAGGAAAGUGAAAGUACUUGGGCUGAUCCUACAGAGCUGCCUCCGAGUCUGCAGCCUCCCUCUACCUCCGGAAACUGAUGUGUGGCCCACCUCAUCCUGUCUGAUCACCACCAUGUCACCAACAUAAUCAAUCUGUGUGAUGUUCUUUGAGAGGCCCAGGUGAUCCAAAUAUCUUUGGACUGUGUUAUGACAAAGGACAGGUGCCGCACCUGAGGGGCUGACAGAUGGGCAGACUUUCUUGUCACAGCUCCGGGAAAGGACAGAGGAAGUAAAAAUCUAAGCAAGAGUGAUCUGGGGCUGGCUCCAUGGUCUAAGAAGAUGGCAAGUGCAGGCAGCUCCUCAAACUGCAGAAUGAUCACAGGGGAUCAGAACCCAGAGGAGCAGCACCCAGUGGAGCAGCUUUGCUAUGAGUUCGUAUUCAGGCUCUUCAAAGAAAAUAAGGUGGAGAUUGCAAAUGCCAUACCAAAGCCAUUUCCUUUCCUCAUGGGCCUGCGAGAUCGGGACUUCAUCUCUGAGUCGAUGUACGAGCAUUUUCAAGAAGCUUGUAGAAAUCUGGUCCCGGUGGAAAGAGUGAUGUAUGAAGUUCUCAGUGAGCUGGAGAAGAAAUUUGACAAGACGGUUCUGGAAGCCCUGUUCAGCCAGAUUAACCUGAAGGCCUAUCCUGAUUUACUUCAGAUUCGCAAUAGCUUCCAAAACGCGAUUUGUGACAACUUCUAUUACCAAACCAUUGAUGAAGGAGAGACAAAGGAGAUGCUCAACUCACAAUUAAACCAUGAACAAGUGUCCUUGGAGUACUCACCUCUCCAAAUGAACAGUGUAAGAGGAUUUGAAGGUAUGCCCAGACUACUGACAUAUAAUAGGCAAGAGAUCAGCAAUGCCUGGGAUGAAGAAUGGCCCCAGGAAGCCUUGAGCUUCUCACCAAGAUGUGUGCCAGGUCCCUCUGAGCACAAAUCUCUCCAAAGGACCAGCAAAGGCAAUUCUGCAGAGAUGCCCAAACUGCAGCGAGAGGAUAACAAUGCCUGUUAUGUGAUCUGUGAUGAAGAAGAGCCCCAGGAAGCCCCAAGCUCCCCAUCAAGAUGUGAGCCAGAGGAUAACAAUGCCUGUUAUGUGAUCUGUGAGAAAGAAGAGCCCCAGGAAGCCCCGAUCUCCCCACCAAGAUGUGAGCCAGUAUCAUGUGAUCCUGAAGCUUCCCAAAUGACUGACAAAGAAGAACAAGACGAGCUUCCCAGUCAACCACUAUCUGAUGGAGAAGGAACAGAGCUACCAACGUUUGGAAAUAAGUGCUCCUGUGUGAUGUGCUUCUCUAAAGAUGUGCCCAGAAGUCCAGAAGGAAGAACUGAAAGUACGCAAGCUGAUGACAUGAUAGAUAUGGCGGAUCUUGGGAAGAACUCUACUGUGAGAAAACUCAAGAGGAGAAGAAAAAAAAAGAAAGGUCGUUCCUGGACAAGAAUAAAAGCAAAAUCGAGAAACAUACAUCGAAAAGCCCUAGACAACAGCGAAACUGCUGACCAGCCAGCCCCAAGUGAAAAGAUGGUGAAAAUGCGUCUGCAGGACCCUGUCAAGAUCAGGAGGAAAAAGAGCGGCAGACCUAGACUCCACUUUACUAAUAAUGACAGAACCCCACAGAGAAGAGCUAGGACAAGAGGGAAAAGAAGGUACAGAUAUGAACAUGUGAAUUUUCACUCUCAGAUAAUUCCUGUGACCUGUGGUAAGGUGAAGGGGAAGUUAUACAAGAAGAAAUUGAAAGAAGGAGUCCGGGUGAAGUGUGUACAGAGUGAGAGCGGAGACUGGUUCACCCCCAGGGAAUUUGAAAUCAGAGGCGGCCACGAACGAUCAAAGAACUGGAAGUUAAGCAUUCGCUGCGGAGGGAGGCCCCUGCAAUGGCUGAUGCAGAGAAGAUUUCUCCAUAAUCCUCCAAGGAAAUAUUACGGGAGAAGAAAGAAAAGAGGACUGAAGUCUCACAACAACACCUUAGAUGACCUUUGUCUGGGAAACUCAGAUGAGUGUGAGACCUGCCGGGAUGGAGGAAAGCUGUUCUGCUGUGACACCUGUUCGAGGUCUUUUCACGAGGACUGUCACAUCCCGCAGGUGGAAACUGAGAAGAGCCCGUGGAGUUGCACCUUCUGCAGGAUGACAGAGUCUUCAGGAAACCAGCAGGGUCUCCAGGAAUCUGAGGUCCUGGCGAGGCCGAUGCAGCCAGAGGAGCAGCUGAAAUGUGAGUUCCUCCUCUUGAAGGUCUAUUGCCAUUCAGAGAGUACCUUUUUUGCGAGGAUUCCAUAUUAUUAUUAUAUCAAAGAGGCUUCUAAAAACCUCAAGGAACCCAUGUGGUUGGACAAGAUCAAGAAGAGGCUGAAUGAGCACGGCUACUCCCACGUGGAAGGGUUUGUGCAGGACAUGCGUCUCAUCUUUCAGAACCACAGGGCCUCUUACAAGUUCAAUGACUUUGGCCUAAUGGGACUUAGACUGGAGGCAGAAUUUGAGAAGAAUUUCAAGGAAGUGUUUGCUCUUCAGGAAACAAAUGAGGACAGUUGUCUGGAAUAGUGGAUGUUGUUGGAGUCCUGGAAAUUCCCCUUUAGGCCAAAUAUCUCAUUCCCCAGAUGCAUGAAACGUUGGCUGCUGAUGUCACCCCUCCCCAGAGCACUGCCUUCAGCCAAGUGGAGCCAACUUCACCUGGAGGUUACACAGCCUUGGCCUGGGGGCCGGCCACUGGUCAACCCAACCUUCAUGCUCUGUGCAUCCUAUGGGAUCAGGCUGGAGCCUGUCUGAAUACAUCCAUCCUUAGCUUUUUGCUUAAUACUGUCCUGCUUCCCUCAUCCCUUUCUAGCAAAGAAACACAAAAUAAAUUACUUAAGUAAAAGA